Molecule: messenger RNA, 2196 nt
Organism: Apaloderma vittatum (bar-tailed trogon)
Lineage: Eukaryota; Metazoa; Chordata; Aves; Trogoniformes; Trogonidae
Gene: PWWP3A
Product: PWWP domain-containing protein MUM1
Exons: 13
Coding region: 1-2196 (731 amino acids)
Source: RefSeq, a predicted model, not a curated record
AUGACAGAUCAGGAGUAUGUUCUGUGCAGGUGGCGGAAGCGUUUGUGGCCGGCAAAGGUUUUGUGCAGAACUGGAGCUGCUGGGAAAACAUCUGUUGCAAAUCGGGAGGAGAAUUACUUUAAAGUCGAAAUACUUGGCUUGAAAGAACAGGUUCGUGUGAAGGGUGCAGACGCUCUACUGCUGAAGGAGGAACAUAUAGAAAACAUCGCCUCGAACUUGGAUCAAAGGACUGACUCGACUAAGGCUGUGGAAGAACUGAAAUAUCGCCAUUCUCUUAAAAUUGCCCUGGAUAUUUUGACUCAGAAUGUCUCAGGCAGACAAGUACCACCGUCAGAAAAAGGACCAAAUACUCGGCUGUCCCAGCACAACAGUCAUUAUUUUUCAGAGCCUAGGACUUCCAGGAAGAAAAGAAGUCAAAAAACCAACCCCAGCCUGAAGACUGAUACAAAAAAACAGAGUGAGAAAGGUUCCCUCGUUUUGGAGAGUGCUAAAAUGCAUGAAAGUGGAACAAGCCCUUCCAGCUGUAGGACUGAGGGCUUGUCAGAAACAUUGAACUCAGAGAGUCAAAACUGCGAAAUACCGGAAUCAAAAUCACUCCCAAGGCAGAAAAAAGACAAGCCCAGAUUGUUUACCAAGUCCCAACUGGGAAAUAAAGUCUCCUGUAAGCCCAAGGAGGAAAGAAGUAAGCAAGGAAGGAAAAUAUGGGGAGGUGCAGGAUCACCUGAACCACGUCAGAGUGAGCUCCUUGAAGGUCGGGCGCAGCCCCCGGCCGAGGAGGGGUCUCCUCCCUCCGGCCCUGUCAGGAAGGUGAGAGGCAGAAGCCAGCCUAGAAGGAUAUUGUUCAACUCCUCUUACAAGAGUUCCUCAGACGACUUGGAGAAAAGCAUCAGCAGUGAGGGCGAGAGCCUAGUGAAGCAGUUAGGUGGAAGGAAAAAGCCGUCGCGUUUCAAACGGGUUAACGGAGAGCAAGAGCGCGGCGCAGGUGCAUCCCCAGGCAGCAAAAGGAAACGUGGGAGCUGCCCUGAGCCUUCACCUGUGCCUUCGAGCUCCAGUCACCUCCCCUCUCGGCCCAAGGAGGAGGAAAAUGCAAAUACUUGCUUCGCGAACAAAGUAAAGCAGUUUCAGCUGCCUGACUUUGAGGAAGAUGAAGGGCUGGAAUCUCCCGACCUCUCUUCAAAGUCAGUUUUCACAGACAGUCUAUCCCGCCUCUCAGCUCUGGUAGAUGAAGAGGAAGAGGAUGAAGAACUUCCUAGUGUUUUAUCGCAUCAAGAACCACAAUCAAUCGAAGAAGGGAUUUUGGUCUGGUGCAAGCUGCGAAGGUAUCCUUACUGGCCAGCAGUGGUGAAAAAUGUGAGGAGGAAACAGAGAAAGGCGUGUGUGCUGCUAAUAGAGGAGAGCAUGAAUGAGAAGAAAAAAGGUUUCUCGGUGCCGCUCAGGAGCCUGAAACACUUUGACUGUGAAGAGAAGCCAGAUCUCAUAGAGCAAGCCAAAGAAGGUUAUCGCCACGAAAUCGAGUGGUGUAUUCGACUGAUUUCCGACUAUCGGAUUAGACUAGGUUGUCAUUCGUUUACGGGAUCCUUCCUGGAAUAUUUUGCUGCUGAUAUCAGCUACCCAGUUCGAAAGGAAGGCUUUAUAAAAAUGACCUUUCCAAACGAGGCGGAGGAAGAUGUCGAAGAGAGUCCGUCAGAAACUUCACCUCAGAAGCCCUCCAAGAAACUUCUUCCUGACAGAACAAGAGCCGCCAGAGAUAAAGCAAAUAAAAAGAUAGUGGAGUUUAUAGUCAAGACUAAGGGGGCCGAGGAGCAUCUUUUGGCCAUUUUGAAAAGCAGAAAGCAAUCCCGGUGGCUGAAGGAAUUCCUGAAGCAGAGUCAGUACGUGACCUGCGUCGAAACCUACUUAGAGGACGAAGAGCAACUUGACCUUGUAGUGAACUACCUGAAGGAAGUCUAUUAUGGAACAGAUGCUAAAAGCAGGUCUCAAAUAAACAGAGACGGAAUCAAAUUUAUUUCGGAAGUCCUCUUGCCGGAAGCCAUCAUUUAUGCGAUUUCUGCUGUGGAUGACAUAGAUUACAAGAAGGCAGAGGAGAAGUACAUAAAAGGACCCACCGUGAGCAAAAGGGAGAGAGAAAUAUUCGACGAGGAAAUUCUGGCGAGAGCCAAGCGGAAGAUCCAACUGGCAUCCGCAGACAGCGCCUGA